Nematostella vectensis (starlet sea anemone) is the source of this 2218-nucleotide messenger RNA. RefSeq lists its product as uncharacterized. The record is from RefSeq and is a predicted model, not a curated record. NCBI's taxonomy places the organism in Eukaryota, Metazoa, Cnidaria, Anthozoa, Actiniaria, Edwardsiidae. The transcript is spliced from 4 exons. The coding region runs from base 103 to 1308 and encodes 401 amino acids.
UAAAUUUGAAAGGGUCCUGAGAUCACGUUCUCCUAAUACACUAAACCUCUUUCUCCUCAAAUCCCGCCUUUCCCGCCCCCUACACGUAGAAUAUCCUACAAAAUGGCAAACUCGUUCAAACUUAAGAAAAUCAAGUCGGUACUAGAGCUAGCCGAGCUCUGUAAGACCGGGGAAGUGUCCAAAUUAGAUACAUGGCGGGCUUUCAAUCGUAUUUUUCGUGUUAGUUCUGCUGAUGGGCAAAUGAAGAUUCCGGAGGCUUUCAAACCCAAGCUAUCGAAGUGGUUUGCUUCUGCAGAGGAUACGAGCUCGGAUCAGAGUAUUCGACGAGCAGAGAUUCAGACAGUAGUGCGAGUGUUUGAUCGCUGGUCAUGUAAUCAAACCUGUUUUAAUGCUGCAAGAGCUUGCAGACCUAUCAACAAUGACAGCAAUGCAAUGUUGAGAAAGGAAUCUGUAUCUUCUGAUGAAAGAGUGGAGGGCUGCGACUUUUGCGACCCUAUGAACUUUACAGCCGAAGAUACAUGGGGGCGACUACAAAAUGCAUCAGUACUUACAGCGUCGAAUGUGGCUAAGUAUGAUGCUCUGCAUACCAUGAUAGUGUUCAAAGAACAUCCUCCUAGCCAUGUCAGCAAGGAAAAAAUCUUUGACAUGUUUGAGGUUGCAGCCCAAUGGUUUGAGACCACACAUAAGAACCACCCAGAAGCUAUCUACCCAAUCAUGUCAUGGAACUGCCGGUCUCGUGCAGGUGCCUCCCAACAUCAUGGCCACGCCCAUAUGCUGCUUGCUGACAGUUUCCACUAUGGCCACUGGGAGAGACUUAACCAGAUCUCGAAGCUUUACUCAGGGGAAUACCCUGGAGAGAACUACUUUGAUGACUUGAUAGAGGCGCACAGGGUACUGAACCUUGCUAAGCAGGUGGGGAGCGCCUGGAUUUUGAUUCACCUUGCCCCGUACUGUGGUUACGAGUUCAAGGUCAUUUGCUGGGAUUUCAACAAUGAUUUCAAGGAGGCUAUUCACAUGGCUGUUGACAUGCUUGUGCAUGUGUUCAGAUCUUACUGUUUCAAUGCCUGUUUUCAGUUUCCCCCACUGGAAAAUGGCAAACUUCAAGAACCGCUUUCUCCUGAGAAUGCAGUCUCUGUAAAAAGGGUGAAGUUAAAUGGUGGUAGGAUGCCAUAUCUGGCCCACAUCGUCGAUAGGGGGGAUAUUACUAGGGGUACUACAUCUGAUGUCUGUAGCAUGCGGAUAUAUGGGAGCGCAAUUGUCAAUGAAGACCCAUUUAUGCUGGCACAAACACUCGAAUGGAUCAAAUGAUUUCCACCAGUCAAAUACUAGAAACUCACAAGGGUUCUAUAUUUUAGUUGGCAAUCUAGGUAUUCAAAAUUCCAAAGGUACCAUGAUUACACAAUCACUUUAGGGUUAUUUUUUAUAUUGGCACAUCACCUGACUAAUAAAUAUGGCUAAUAAAUUUUUCACAUGAUUGAUUAAUGUAAGAGUGAAACAUAUCACGUGAGCAAGCCCGUACCCCGGGGGAGGGGGGGGGGUAAAUUUAGUUGAGUUUUGACAUUUAGAUGAGUUUUGAAAGAAUUUGAAGCGCGCAUUUUAUGAUCGUCUAUUGAAGAAAUCGUCAGAGCGGUUUCAAAUGUGCGAAAAAGUCGUUUACUAUACGACAGAAAUACAUUUAUAUUCUAGUAAUCAUGUUUUUCUCAUUAAAUUAGUGUGUACCAAUCCUUUUUUUUUAUGUGUGCCAUUUGUAAUGCACUAACUAUUAAUGUGCCAUUGAUUAAUUGAAAUAGCUCAAAGGAAAUUAGACAAUAAAUCAAAAGUUAGUUCAUCUGAGACAAGUCUCUACGCAAUUGACAUCCAAAUUCAUUUGAUUGGAAUAUAUUAUUUUUGUUUAGUAUACUCGAUUCGUUUUUUAUGUAUUCGAUUUCAUUUACUUUAUUGUAUCCUGAGUAGAAAUCUGCCGUAUUCUAGCAAUGUUUAGGAAUACCUUUUUCACAAAUCGUGUUGUUUUCUUUCAUAAUUAUGAACUGGGUAUGCUGCUUUCUAUCGCUGCGUACAGUAAUUGGUGUUUGUUCUCUAGCUGCACCUGUGUGUCUGAUAUUAUUACACAGUACUUUUUUAUGAUUCUCCUCUCGCCUUUUACUAAGAUGUAUUUUCGUAAAGAAAUUGAAAAAAUGUAUGUCUGACAUUUUUAUAAUAAAAAAAAAACAUUUUUUUA